This is a messenger RNA of Miscanthus lutarioriparius, 993 nucleotides long. Lineage: Eukaryota; Viridiplantae; Streptophyta; Magnoliopsida; Poales; Poaceae. The record is from the annotation of a GenBank genome assembly.
AUGGCGUCCGCCACCCGCCUCAUUGGCUCGCCGUUCCCGGGCCUCCUCCUAGGCGGCAGCCUUUUCCACCACGCGCGUCCGGUGGCGUCCCGCAACGGCCUCGUCGUCCUCGAGCUCUGGAGCGUGGGCGCCCGCCGUGCCGAAGACCUCGCCCUCGCCGUGUGCAACCCGAUGACGGGCGACGUGGCCCUUCUCCCGCCUCUCGCGGGCCCCGGCCACGACUACGCAUGCGCGCUGCUCACCGCCGACGACCUGCUGGAUGAACACGGACCGCUUGGCCCUCGCCGGCCGGGACUGUUGUUCAGCCUUGUCCUGGUCUACAACCGCCGCGGCUUCACAGCUCUGCGGUGCUACACCACCUCCUCGUCCUCGGACGGCGACGGAAGCUGGGGGCCAGAAGCCAGGAAACCAGGCGCCAAGAUUAAAGGCCACAUCCUACGUCAUCUAGGCCAGGCCGUCGUGCUCGCCGGGGUGGCCUACUGGCCCAUGUACUUAGGGGCUCUGGGCGUGCGCCUGGACGGCGCUGGCGCGGGGGUGGUGGACGUGUGCAUGGUGCCAUACAGUUCGCCAAACGCCCUGCCGGGCAACCGGCUGCUCGGCACGACGCCAGACGGGAGGCUGAGCUUCAUCAGCGUGGGCGUGUUCUUGGACAUGUUUAGCUUCAGAGUUGAAACCUUGGACCUGCGAAGCAUCGACGACAUGAGCACGGCGGCUGACCGAUGGGAGAGGCCCAAAUUGAUCGACCUACACCAGCUGAAGGUGUCGACGACGACGCAUAUCAAGUUGCGGUGGCUUUGUGAGAAGAGUGGCACGCUGUUCUUUACCGUCGUCGGGGAAGGUACAAGCACAAGCGGCGCCUUCGCCUUGAACCUCGCGACGAUGUCGUUCGAAAAGCUGGCCGAUGGCGCCGAGUGCAACUCUUGGACGAGCUUCUGUGGAUAUGAAAUGGACCACACCGCACUCAUUGCGUCCAUCACAGCUCGCUUCACUUAG